GCCGCCAUCGCGCGCCCGCGCGCGCGGCGCGCGCGCGCGGCGCGCGCGCGGCAAGGGGCCCCUGCGCGUCGCGAUGGAUGUGCCUGGCUUCUCCAAGGUCCAGGUGGACGCGCUGCUGGAGGACGAGGAGGAUGAGCGCCAGCGCGCAGUGGGAGCAUCGCGGGCGCUUUACGCCAAGGCGCAAGAUGCGUUCGCCGCGAAGGGUUCGACAGUGGAGGUGCUCCAGCUCUUCGAGCAGGCGGAGGCCGCCAUGGCGGGACACAUGGGCGCGGGGCUCGCGGGCCUGGCGCCCGAGGAGCCCCGGCCCGCGGCCCGCUUGCGGGGAGCGGCUGGCGCCGGCUCCCGGCCUGGCAUCGCUUGGACGUGUGCAUUUUUUCUCGGCGAGAACCAUCGAGGACCAUCCUCGACCAACGAGGAAAACAAAACACGCACGAAAC
Molecule: messenger RNA, 437 nt
Organism: Prorocentrum cordatum
Lineage: Eukaryota; Dinophyceae; Prorocentrales; Prorocentraceae
Source: the annotation of a GenBank genome assembly